GAUAACUUGCUAUUUUGUCUACUCAAUCCUUGAGACCGAAUAAACGAGUAAUAUCAUGGAGUUCCCUGAACUUGGCGCUAAUUGCGCUCUCAAAAGUUGUCGGCAACUUGACUUUCUACCGGUUAGAUGCGCGGGGUGCCAUGGUUUGUUUUGCAAAGAUCAUUACAUUCAGUCACAACACAGCUGUCCAUCGCCUAUCAUUCAUGACAAACAGGUGCCCAUUUGUCCCUUAUGCAAUGCUAUUGUACCUGUGAAACCUGACGAAUUGCCAGAUGAACGUGUGGGUCAACACAUUGACACUGCCUGCAAAUCUAAACCCGCUUUGGAGCUCAAGGGUAAAAUUUUUUCGAACGCCUGUUCCCAACCGAGAUGCAAGAAACGUGAAGCGGUACUAUGCCCUUGCGCCCGUUGUGGGUUAAAUUUCUGUCUUGCUCACCGCAACGAACUUGAUCACGAUUGUCGAGGCCCGCAGCCCACAUCUAUGAACCGGCGACGCGUCAGUGCCGCUGGAGCGGCGGCCAUUUUUCGCGCUGUUUUUCGGAAUCAGAAUGCAUCCACACUCUCAGAUACCCGUAUGAGCACGCACAACACCGAGUCAACUCCUCAGUCAGUUGACGAAUCCCGUCGGUUACAAGAAGAGGAAGACCGUCAACUGGCGCUGGCACUUGCAGCUUCCUUGAAUGAGCAGCCCUCGCAACAAUCACGGGGAUCGAGCGACAGCGGCGGUUGCUCGCUAUCGUAGCUGGAGCCUCAGCGUGACCUCAUCAUUUGCCUAAAUCCAACCUCCACUUCAGCCGGCUAGUCUUCUGAUGGAUGAUGGGUAUUUCACAGGUCUACCGUCCACUUUAACCAGAGUCCAAGAACAUAUUCCUGCAAUAUGACCUCCUUUCGACCAAAAUAGUUCUCAAACGGUGUAUCAUUACAUUCGAGAUGUUUUACUUUACGACUCUUUCAUAUGGAUUAUUUUAUUUGGCAUAAUUUUCUUUAUUUCACACACUUUGACUUCUUUUGACAACCUUCAUAUGUGUUGGUAUUUUGGCAAACUGGCUUUCCAACUUAAUCAGAUUACACUGUGAUUUACGAAAAUACACCUACUCAGGGAGGUAUUUUCCAAUUAAUUUGAUUCCAUAAACCAGUUUUCAUUUGAGAA
Messenger RNA from Dicrocoelium dendriticum, 1150 nucleotides. NCBI's taxonomy places the organism in Eukaryota, Metazoa, Platyhelminthes, Trematoda, Plagiorchiida, Dicrocoeliidae. The record is from the annotation of a GenBank genome assembly.